Morchella importuna is the source of this 717-nucleotide messenger RNA. RefSeq lists its product as uncharacterized. The transcript has a single exon. Lineage: Eukaryota; Fungi; Ascomycota; Pezizomycetes; Pezizales; Morchellaceae. The record is from RefSeq and is a predicted model, not a curated record. Bases 1 to 717 code for a protein of 238 amino acids.
AUGCUAGGCAGCGAUACUGGGAGGGCUAGGCUUGAUACGGAGGGGCAGGAGGCCGGGAGGCAGGCUGAGAGGGAAGGCCAUGAGACGGAGCGGAUCAAGGCAGAAACGGAGAGAUCAGUAGCGGAGAUGGGGAGGCUGCACGCUGAGGCGGUGAAGGUGGAGAAGGAAGCGGAGAGAGCAGUGGUGGAGACUGAGCGGCUCAAGGCGGAGGCGAUGAUGGUGAGGAGCGAGAAGAUGAAGAUCGAUUCGCAGACGGAGCGGCUAAAGGCAGAAACGGAGCGGAUGAAGAUGGAGCAGGUGCAGAGGAGGCGGGAGGUGGAGGUGGGGGCGGAGGCGGAGGCGGCUGGUACGGAUGAGGGGUUGGUGGCCAAGAGGGAGCUGCUCGAGACAGGGGCGGUGGUGGUGAGUAGUGAGAUAACAAAAACUGAUGCUGAGAUGGAAAGGGUGAAGGCGGACACCCAACGGGCGAGCGCGGAGGAGACGGUGCGUGAGGAGCUUGAGAGCUCGGGGCAGGUGCCGGAGGGGGACGGGCUAAAGCCGGGGAACUACCUAGAGGAGCUAGAGGCGGAGAUCGACUGGAAAGAGUUGGAGGAGCAGCGGGAACACAAUUAUUAUAAGUGGGUGCAUCUAGUGCAGGAGAUUAUCCAGCUGAAGUUCCGAGCGUCCCAGGAGGGAUCGAGAGUACACCAACUGAAGGCAGCAAAGAGCGUUGCAUAG